Capsicum annuum is the source of this 1882-nucleotide messenger RNA. Its product is annotated as glycerol-3-phosphate acyltransferase 5. The transcript is spliced from 4 exons. NCBI's taxonomy places the organism in Eukaryota, Viridiplantae, Streptophyta, Magnoliopsida, Solanales, Solanaceae. Gene Ontology annotation, biological process: cutin biosynthetic process. The record is from RefSeq and is a predicted model, not a curated record. The coding region runs from base 180 to 1667 and encodes 495 amino acids. Gene Ontology annotation, cellular component: membrane. Gene Ontology annotation, molecular function: glycerol-3-phosphate 2-O-acyltransferase activity; phosphatase activity.
AUAUGGUAGUUGUAAACAGAUAAACAAAUUCCAUUCUUUCCUUAGAGCAAAGUCAAAUCCACCUUCAUCUUACAAUUCUCAUACUCCUUAAAGUUAAAACCCAAUUCUUCAUUUCAAUUAUCUAACACUACAACAACAAAAAAAAUCUUUUUUUGUCAAAAAAAAUAAAUUAUUUUCAAAUGGAUUCAUCAUCAAUUGUUUGUGAGCUUGAAGGGACUUUAUUAAAAGAUCAAGAUCCUUUUAGUUAUUUUAUGUUAGUGGCAUUCGAAGCAUCUGGUCUUAUAAGAUUUGCAAUUUUACUUAUGUUAUGGCCAUUGAUUAAAAUUCUUGAAAUUACUGGCCAAAGUGAUAAAGGGUUGAAAUUAAUGAUAUUUGUGGCUACUAUAGGUGUAAAAAUUUCUGAAAUUGAAGCUGUGGCAAGAGCUGUUUUACCUAAGUUCUAUUUUGAUGAUAUUAAUAUGAAUUCUUGGAGCAUAUUUAGCUCAUAUGAUAAGAGAAUUGUUGUGACAAAAAUUCCAAGAAUUAUGGUGGAGAGAUUUGUGAAGGAACAUUUGAGAGCUGAUGAUGUUAUUGGAAGUGAACUCGUUGUGAAUAAUUCUGGCUUCGCUACUGGACUUAUUAAAGAUGAUUUCGACUCGAUUUCGGAAAAAGUUGGUGCUUUAUUUGAUGGGGAAACACAACCUAGCUUAGGCCUUGGAAGGCCUCAAAAUGGUUCUUCAUUCCUUUCACUAUGCAAGGAACAAUCACAUCCAUCAUUAAUGAUCAAUAAAAAUCAAGAUCAACAUCAUAUUAUCAAGCCUUUACCAGUAAUUUUCCAUGAUGGACGUCUUGUUAAACGUCCAACACCAUCAAUAGCAUUAUUAAUUAUUUUAUGGAUUCCAUUUGGUGUUAUAUUAGCAACAAUACGUAUUGUAAUUGGUUUAAUGUUACCAUUAUGGACUGUACCCUAUUUGGCUCCAUUAUUUGGUGGUAAAGUUACUGUCAAGGGCAAACCACCACCACCAGCAUCAACCACUAAUUCGGGCGUGUUCUUUGUGUGCACACACCGAACCCUAUUGGACCCGGUGGUCCUAUCCACCGUACUUCAACGUAGGGUUCCGGCCGUGACGUACUCGAUCUCUCGAUUUUCGGAGAUUCUAUCCCCGAUACCGACUGUUCGAUUAACGAGGAUUCGAGAAGUGGACGCGCAGAAAAUCAAACGUCAGCUCGAGAAAGGUGAUUUAGUCGUGUGCCCCGAAGGAACGACAUGCAGGGAACCAUUUUUACUGAGGUUUAGCGCGCUUUUCGCUGAAUUAACCGAUCGAAUCGUACCCGUGGCGAUGAAUUACAGGGUAGGGUUUUUUCAUGCAACAACAGCUAGGGGAUGGAAAGCAAUGGAUCCAAUUUUCUUCUUCAUGAACCCUAGGCCAGUGUAUGAGGUAACAUUCUUGAAUCAACUACCAGCAGAAGCCACGUGUUCAUCAGGGAAAAGUCCACAUGAUGUUGCAAAUUAUGUCCAAAGGAUUUUGGCUGCAACAUUAGGAUUUGAAUGUACAAAUUUUACAAGAAAAGAUAAAUAUAGAGUUCUUGCUGGAAAUGAUGGAAUUGUGUCACAAAAUUCUGGGACAAAUUUAGCUAACACAUUUAAGAAAGUGGUGGUUGGGACUUUCAAGCUUUUUAUUCACUAAAAAAAGAAAAAAAAUAUAUCGCCUAUAGAUUUUAAGGGCGUGGUGCUCUAACUAUCGAGGUGAUUAUGAGGUUUUUUUUAAUGUUUUUUGCCACUUAUUAUUGUAUUUUAUUUUAUUAUAUAUAUUCAUGUAUUUGUGUAUAUAUAUAGAAAAUAGAAAGAAAAAACAGAGGUUGUAUAAUUCUUUGUUUUUAUAUAUAUCAUCUUUUGCAUUCU